Molecule: messenger RNA, 1613 nt
Organism: Zootermopsis nevadensis
Lineage: Eukaryota; Metazoa; Arthropoda; Insecta; Blattodea; Termopsidae
Gene: Tektin-C
Product: Tektin C
Biological process (GO): cilium assembly; cilium movement involved in cell motility
Cellular component (GO): microtubule cytoskeleton; nucleus
Source: RefSeq, a predicted model, not a curated record
GAUUGACCAAUGAAAAGCUGAACUGUUCCCAUGGCAACACACUGGCUUUUUAAGACUCUUACAGUGUUUUAACCUCAAAACUAUAUUUAUUUGUGAAUUUACUUACAGUCAUUAGGAGAUUCAAUGGCACAAAAUAUUUUGAUAUCAUCAGCUAGAAGAAGACACCCUAGAGUGCAUAUAUCAUCAAUGAAUAAGUUGAAAUGCAGAGGACCCAAAACAGAUCCCUGUGGAAAGCCAGAGAGCACUAUAAAAGAAGAUGAAAGAGUACCAGAAACAUGAACCUGACAUUAUCUGUUGGUUAAGUAACUAUGAAACCACUUUACAUAACCACCAGAAAGUCCAAAAGCACUAAGUUUUUUGAGUAGCAAGGUAAUAUGGAUUUUAGACGUGUGAGACAGGAACUAGUGACUGUUCCAUCUACUUCAGCCCCGUUUACAUUGAGUGAGUGGUAUCUAAACAAUCGUCGCCAGUACAGAACAGCAGAAGACCAGCAACAAGUUGCAGAGAGAGUAAUAGCAAAAUCUGACCUUCUAUGUGAUUUGAUUUCUGAUGCCACUAAAUACAAUAAAGCCGAAGUAGACAAAAAACUUGAAGAAAGAAUUAAAGACACUGAGUAUCAUAAGAAAGAAAAUGAAAUUAAAAAGAAAGAAUGCUGUAAAGAAGAAGAAGUUUUACUUACAUACAGAAGAAGGAUUAUGGAUGCUCUAGAAUCACUGAAAGAGCAAGCUAUGAAGAUUUGUAAGAAAUGUAUCAUCCUUAGGAAAGGCCGCUUAGGAAUUGAUCUAGUACAUGAUGAUGUGGCGCGUGAGUUGCUCAAAGAGGUACAGACAAUCGAAGGAGUCCAGUCACUGUUACAUCAAACACUGGAACAGGCUAAAGAGCAAAUCCGUUUGCUUCGUUCAGCAAAAUACUUCCUCGAUCGAGAUAAUGAAGACAAAGCCAAUGCCCUCAAGAUUGACAAACACUGUAUUAGUCUACAAGAGACAAGCUUGAAUCUCAGCAUGUAUCAUGGAACUGAAUCCCUUGAUCCUGUCAAUGUAACGAAAGAAGAAUGGGCACUUUUCUCCAACAAGUUAAAUGAACGUGCAACCAAGGAGGUCAACAAUGCACGACCUCUGCAUUCUUACAUUGACAUACUUUUGAAACAAGUUACAGAAGAUCUGUGGAAUCAGUUCAAUGUUACAAAUGAGGCAUUCAGACGUAGAAUUUCAGAAACCAGAGAAGUCAAACUUAAACUUGAAAAUGAACAUCAUGAGACACUACGGCAAAUAAAUAAAAUGAUGCGCAACAUUACUCGCCUGGAGAAGGCAAUAGCAGAAAAGGAAGGCUUCAUAGCAUUGGCUCACUCUCGUCUUGGCCACAGGGCACAGAGAUCUGCAAGUGAACGUACUAGAGAUGAAGUUCAAACAAGAUUACUGUCUGAAGUGCGGGAAUUAAGAGAUAAUGUCACAGCAUUGCAAGACAUGUUAUCAGAAGCACAAGCAUCUUUACGCUACUUGCUAAAGACACAAAUUCAACUGGAAGAAGAUAUUAACGUCAAAGCCAACACACUAAAAAUUGAUGAAGUCGACUGUAUGCCUCUACGAGAAAGCAUGGAUUAUCAUUUCUACUGA